This is a messenger RNA of Neodiprion fabricii, 891 nucleotides long. Its product is annotated as cuticle protein 19-like. Gene Ontology annotation, cellular component: extracellular matrix. Bases 11 to 658 code for a protein of 215 amino acids. The transcript is spliced from 3 exons. The record is from RefSeq and is a predicted model, not a curated record. Lineage: Eukaryota; Metazoa; Arthropoda; Insecta; Hymenoptera; Diprionidae.
UUGGAGGGAGAUGCAUAUAAGCCAGGAUCCCGGGGAUGAUGGUAUCAGUGAAAAGACUCUCUCUCUCCGUACGAUAUACGAGAUUCUCGCGUCGAGCACCAUGCUGAAGGUUACAAGUUUACUCUGGGUAGUCGCUGCGACAUGCGACGCGGUUUUAAUCAGCGGGUAUGACGGAGGACACGCCGGUUCGUAUUCCCCGGAAUAUUCGGGCCACGAAGGGUACGUGAACCCUUAUUCAUCACACCAGGUUCUUCCCACCGUUGCCGUGCCAAUCCACUCCGUUUCGGCCGCACCUCCGCUACAUUCUGCUGUUCACGCCGCCGGACACGGAUACGAUUACGAAGAGGAACGCGAUUAUUACGCGCACCCGAAGUACACCUUCAACUACGGUGUUCACGAUCCUCACACAGGUGACGUCAAGACCCAGCAUGAGAUACGCGACGGCGACGUCGUCCACGGAUCUUACAGCGUCAACGAGCCCGACGGCAGCGUUCGCAUCGUCGAAUACACAGCCGAUGAUCACAACGGUUUCAACGCGGUUGUGAAGAAGGUCGGACCUGCUCAUCAUCCGGCACAAGUUCCAGUAACAGUUCCGAAAUACGUUACGACUUACGAUCAUGAUCAGUUCAAUCGUUACGCGUACGAAAAGCACUACUGAACCUUAAUUUUGCCGGUAGGAAGCAGAGAGGCGGUAUUUGCGUGAGCUUGAAUUUUUCAUUUUAUUCUCAAGUUUUCUACCAACCCUUCAACAAUCACGCAACGACGAUAAUUUACCUCACGCACGUUUAUGUUUAUAUAAUAAUAUACUAUAUUAUGCGUAUACAUAUGUACAAAGCGUCAAGCAUUCAUGUAAUAAAAAAAUUCACAUAUUUUUGUUAUACAUAAACACAA